This is a messenger RNA of Mollisia scopiformis, 1252 nucleotides long. RefSeq lists its product as uncharacterized. The transcript is spliced from 3 exons. The record is from RefSeq and is a predicted model, not a curated record. Lineage: Eukaryota; Fungi; Ascomycota; Leotiomycetes; Helotiales; Mollisiaceae. Bases 207 to 1124 code for a protein of 305 amino acids.
CACUUUGAUCAGAACCAUACAAUCUCGAACAGUAAGUUUUACUUCGCAGUUUCACGCUUUUCCCUUCCGAUAUCGCCUCAGACUUCUUCAGACAUUGGUUCCCUUUACAUUUCUGACUGAAUGAUCUCGAACCGCAGACUUCACUUCACAACUUCAGACUUUCCUCUUCCGAUAACGCCUCACACUUCUCGGGACAUUCUUGCAAGAUGGAUGACCUCUUCACCUCGCCUCAACAUCUCUUGGACGAGGGUACGGUCCAAGAACAGUACUCCACCUUGAUGCCGCUGAAGAGGGGCAUUGAGCCACCCUUAACGGCCGCCGAAGUCUCAGAGAACUUGACAAUCACAAAGUCCGAGUCCUCUUUCAUCACCAUUCUCGUCAUUCGAGACUUCCCAAACCCUGGCAUUACUCUGGACAAGCGAGGUCUGGUUGGAGUCCCGCCAUCAUCCGAAGAUGGCAAGAAGAUCAGAUUGGCGGCCCUAAACGGGCAGAUGAGGAUUCUGGACAAUCGAACACCGCUGUGUUGGGAGCUCUCGACCGACAAGGUCCAGGUCACCAAUGCGGCGUGGAUCUCGUUUGUGCAGGAUUUAGCGAAGGAGGCGGGUGUCCGGCUUGGGUUUGGCUCCAAUGGUGUUAGAGCUGAGCUUCUGAAGUUGCAAAUCUCCGAGAAGAGCAGGAGACCCACUGCACCCAAGAAGACCAAGCCUUUGGCCGGAGUCGUAGGUACGAUGUCCAUCAUCUUGCCCUGUACGUAUACGGGCGGGGACAUUCAUGCGGUUCAUGAUGGCGAGACGAGUUUAUUGGAGACUUCGACAAAAUCGCACACUAACUUGCUCUGUGUUGCCUGGAUCUCGGAUGUUACGCCCGAAGUCAAAUCGAUUACAUCAGGAUGGCGAUUAGUUCUCUUAUACAAUCUGAUGUCGGAAGAAGGGAUGAACAAGGACAAGACCCCGGAGAUGGAAGCUACAGUUGUUGAUGGACCUGAGGCAGCAACUCCCGAGACAUCCGAACCAGAGACUCCAGAUGCAUGCGAAGUACCUCUUCCUGCCGGACUCGAGGAAGCCGAUUUAUCGAAGAUGGGGUCGGUCUUGGAGAAGGAUGAAGAAUGGCUGAUUGACUUUUAAGAUAGACAUGGGGAGUAGCAUAUGUUGGAUGGAGAGAGUAUUCAUGUAGAGUUCUUGCGGUCUCGGUACCGUUGAGAAAGUCCAAAUUCGAGACUAGAGGAGCAAUGGAGAAUAUUGGAACCGACUUU